UGAACAGAUCCCUCCAUGCUUCCUUGCAAAUUGACAAGAAAAAAUGAAUGUUGGAAGAUUAAAAAAUCAUUUCUGUGUCUGAGGGAAAGUCCUUCAUUUGUGGUAUUACUUUCGUUUCUCCCUUUCUGCCCCCUUUUUUUCCCUUUGGCUUUAAACAAGAUCAGAGUUUUGGAAUUCCCUCUCCAUAUAAACAGCAAAAAGGCUUGCUUACUCAUCAUUGUUCCUGAGCAGUUGAAGAAGACAGAGCAAGUGGAGUACUUGGAAGGGACAGAAGGAGGAGCUGCCAUUGCUAUUCACCGAGUCAUACCUAAGGUUCUCAAGAAGAAAAUGACUGUCUCAAUCGCUUUGUUUGCACUCUUUUGUGUUCUGCCAUUCACCUUCUCCAGUUCUGUCAUUCAUUACACAAGUUCCAAUGGGAUUUGUGGAGAUAAAUGUGAUUAUCAUGGCUAUAAAUACACUUGGUGCAAACAAUAUGGUGGAAAUGGGAAAGAUUGGGACUAUUGCUCCUUAGAGGAAGGUCUGGAUGCUUCAGGCAAAAAAUGUGCCACAUCUUGUGAUUUUUUUGGGACCUCCUACCGCUUCUGUUACCAUAAAGAUGGAGGGUGGCAUUACUGUGGAUUGCACAAGACUCAAGAUUUCCUUGAAUACUCCCAGGAGAAUCACAUCUGUCUCAAGAACUGCAGAGCAACUCAAGGUUCUUUCCAUUGUGAAACAAUCUAUGGUCUUCAACGCUGCUCUCCGUUCCAUGACAUAACUCCUACUGGCUUGCCUUGCCACAACAACUACCGUUGCGCUACAUACGGACACUCCACGUAUCGCUGCCUUAUUGAUGACAACAAUUCCAUAUGGGACUAUUGCGGACGGAAGAGCUUGGAUGGGUGUGUUUGGGUUUCCUAUGAGAACAGUUCUUCCCAGGUAGAUGUCUGCACACUUUCCAACAUCCUAAAUGAAGGCAAGGUCAUCUUCCUCAGGGAAAGGCGAGACAGCAUGCUCCCUCCUUCCGAAGAGGAAUUCAAAAACGCUGUCCACCUUAUUGAUAAAAUCAUGUCAGUCACAAGUCACCCUGAUCCUGGUCCUCAGGAAAGCAUUAAUUUCCAUAAGCAGGAAGAUAUAUUCUGCAAGAGCAUCAAUUAUACCAGUGUGGAACUGCACAUAAAAUUAUCCAAUGAAACCACCGAGCCCAUUGCACAUGUCGUCUUCCCAACAUUCCUGAGUUCUGCUCAUCUCCUGCGCCUAGCAUUUUACACUAGUCUCCACAGCACUUUUCAUCCACCUGCCUAUACCAUUGUUGUGUCUUUUGAUGAGCCAAUGUUAUGUUCUACUGACCAUCAGUAACCUUUGGCCUGAUCAUCUUGUUCAUAUAUCAUAUAUAUUUGACAUCUAUGCAAUUGCUGCUUUGCCAUACUGUACUAUCAUCACUGUAUUUACCAGUAUUUGUGGAUGCUUUCACUUCCUCUCCCCUUACCACAAUGUUAUGUGCAAUGUUAAAUCUUUCAGUUGCUGGGCUAGGUCCAACUGCAGUUGCUGCAACUUCUGUCUUUUGAUGAGCCAAUGUUAUGUUCUGCUGACCAUCAGUAACCAAUUGGCCUGAUCAUCUGAUUUGCAGCGUUAAAUCUUUCAGUUGUUGAGCUAGGUCCAACUGCAUUUGUCGUCAAGUAACAAACUUCAGUUAUGUUCAUAAGUAUGCAUCACUGACACGUGUAUCUAUGCUCAAAAGAGAGCAUACAGUAUAAUGCAUACAGUGAGACUUUUUACAAUUUACAAUGGGGGGGGGGAUAUCCUUUGUAAUUGCUUCUCAUGAAAACUACCUGAUAUUAAUGGAAUCAAUAAAAACUUACUAUUGCAAUAUGAAA
Molecule: messenger RNA, 1853 nt
Organism: Anolis carolinensis (green anole)
Lineage: Eukaryota; Metazoa; Chordata; Lepidosauria; Squamata; Anolidae
Exons: 3
Coding region: 16-1335 (439 amino acids)
Source: RefSeq, a predicted model, not a curated record